CCCGGAGGACCUGACGGUGGCGCUGGGCAGCCCCGACCUGAGCAGCGCGUCCCUGGAGCUGAAGCAGGUCUCCAAGGUCCUCCUGCACCAGGGCUUCCGGAGGAGCGACAUGGACAACGACGUGGCCUUGCUGCUGCUGCAGUCGCCGGUCGCCUUCAGCGGCCUGAAGGCGCCCAUCUGCCUGCCCAGGCCGGCCGGCCCCCCCAGGUGGCGCGAGUGCUGGGUGACCGGGUGGGGACAGACCAGGAGCGGUGACGAGCACUCUGCCACGAGCGACCUGCUGAAGGCGCCCAUGGUCAUCGCGGACUGGGAGGCGUGCGCGCGCGUAUUCCCGAAACUCACCGAAAACAUGCUGUGCGCCGGGUACCAGAACAGGAGCUACGACGCCUGCCAG
Condylura cristata (star-nosed mole) is the source of this 394-nucleotide messenger RNA. It is a transcript of the gene PRSS55, whose product is annotated as protease, serine, 55. Gene Ontology annotation, biological process: proteolysis. Lineage: Eukaryota; Metazoa; Chordata; Mammalia; Eulipotyphla; Talpidae. Gene Ontology annotation, molecular function: serine-type endopeptidase activity. The annotation marks the transcript as partial. The transcript has 2 exons. The record is from RefSeq and is a predicted model, not a curated record.